AUGUCAGGCAUCGCAUCCAAGAACCUUUACGACCUCCUCGGCAAUGAUCCGGAACUCGAUCCCGACAGGGAGCCGGAGCCACCUACCAAGGCCAUCGACAAGCCUGUCCAGCGCGCUGGCAAGCGCAAUGCUGGUGCCGAGGGGUCCCCGAAGGACACUCCCCGACCCCUAGGAGGUGGACGCGGCGGACGUCACGAGGUCUUUUCCGGCAGUGAGCAGGCUUUCCGCGACCGCGGCGCCGGUGCCUACCAGAACCGCAGCAAGCCUCCAGAUGAUGGCCUGCGUCAGGACCGUCACCCCGACCGUCUCCGAGGACCGGAUGAACACCGCGACAUCGGCAACCGCGGCCGUGGUUCCCGCGGCGGACGUGGCUACGGAGGCCGCGGCACGCGCACCGGACGCGACGACCGCCACAGCCGCACCGGCAUAGCCGAGCACGAAAAGCAAGCCGCCCACGGCUGGGGCGAGACAACCGGCACGGGCGAAUGGGCCGAUGAAAAAGCCGGUGAAGCCAUCGCUAAAGAAGAAGAAAAAGAAGGCUUCGACGCCGUCGUCCCAGCCCCCGUCAACGCAGACGGCGACGCCUGGGAGCCCAUGGCCGGCCACGAGAACGACUGGGCCGGCGCCGUGGUCGCGGGCGCAGGCGAGGACAUCCCGCCGCCGGAGCCAGAAGACAAGACGAAGAGCUACGCCGAGUACCUCGCCGAGCUCGCGGAGAAGAAACUCCAGCUUGGUGGUGGGCUGGAGGCAAGGAAAGCUAACGAGGGCGCGGCGAAGAAGUUCCCGGAGGGCAAGCCGCUUGAGCGCGAGGAGGGCGAGGAUUUCAUCGCUGGCUCUGGCGGAAAGGCGAAGCGCGAGCGCGAGAAGAAGGAGAAGGCGCGUGUGGAGCUCGGCGACAUCGUCGAUCGUCGUCCGGCUGGAGGCCGCGAGGGCGGGUUCCGUGGCGGUCGUGGCGGCGGCCGUGGUAGGGGUGAGGGUGGCGGCUUCCGUGGUGAUCGCGGUGAUCGCGGUGACCGCGGCGAAGGUCGUGGUGGCAGAGGCGAGGGCGGUUUCCGUGGCGAGGGCCGUGGAAGGGGCGGACGCGGUCGUGGUGAUCGUGGCGAAUUCCGUGGUGGAGACCGUGGCGCCCGUGGUGGUGCGAGGGGAGGCGCUUCGCAGGCGGUUAACCUCGACGACCAGAGCGCGUUUCCGAGUCUGGGGAAAUAG
Messenger RNA from Coniosporium apollinis CBS 100218, 1206 nucleotides. RefSeq lists its product as uncharacterized. Gene Ontology annotation, molecular function: RNA binding. The record is from RefSeq and is a predicted model, not a curated record. Gene Ontology annotation, cellular component: nucleus; cytoplasm. NCBI's taxonomy places the organism in Eukaryota, Fungi, Ascomycota, Dothideomycetes. The transcript has 6 exons. The coding region runs from base 1 to 1206 and encodes 401 amino acids.